CGUGUUUGGCAGUCGUGCCAUGGUUUGCCAGGGCCGUGAACUUGGCCGCGAUGAUGUCUUGAAGUGGGUCACCGUCGUGGAAGCCGUUCGAAAGUCUACCGGCAGCCGGGCGCUGGCUUUGCUGUACUUGCUUGUUGUUAUCGCUAAUGCAAACGUUGACGCUGCCAUCGCCGUUCUCAACGAUGGCGCAUGUAGAUAAAUGUACAGAAAGUAAAUAUUUCCUGGAUGCAUUGAAUUUAUUUUUUGAAGUGCAAUGGCUUUACAAUAUUCCAGUUACGGAUUUGUUAACUAAGGGAUUACUUGAUUCAAUUCCAAAAGAAUGGACAGACGCCUUAGCAAGUUUGCAAAUGCAAGAAUUAAAUCACUUCGUCGUGAAAAGAAAAACAAAUCCACAAUGGCCAGAUGGAUUAAAAGCUUUCGUCGAAAAAUGCAGAUACAUUGAUCGAUUGCCAACUUUAAAUGCUACUUUGUUCACAAAAUUGCCAAAAAAAUUUCAAAUAGGACUCAACGAUAAAAAACAACAUGAAAUCAUACAUAUGGCACAUUUAGUGCACAUGCAAUGUGCACCACUUAAAAUUAAAAUUAUUGUCGAUUUUGGUGCUGGUUUGGGCUAUGUUUGUCAACUAUUAUAUCAUCUGUAUGGUUACCAAGUUCUUGGUUUAGAAAGAAGUCAGGAAAAUGUGAAUAAUGCUAAAAAUAGACAAGCAAAAAUGUAUCCUGACUCGUUGGAACAUGUUAAAUACAGAUGUUGCGAUUUGACAUACAAUUCCGUUGAAGUAAUUGAAACGAUCUUACGUAAUGAAUUUAAAGAAAACUCGGAUGUUUGCUUAAUUGGAUUGCAUGCUUGUGGAGAUCUUAGUAUAAAUGCAUCAAAAAUAUUUUUUAAUAUGAAAGCCGCUCGACUUUUUAUUAUGAUUUCUUGCUGUUACCAUAAACUUUCAAUGUCAAAAGACACAGAUGAAAAUGAAUCAACCAGAAAGCAAUAUUUUAAUAAUUUUCCCUUAUCUACGUGCUUUAAGAGCGUAAUUCAUGACAAUAAUUUUGAUGUCGGUUGUUUCUUAAGACAACCGUUCUUACGAUUGGCAUGUCAAGAAUCCGCAGAACGGUGGAAUAAUAUGUCCACUGAAAAUCAUGAUAAACAUUCCUUCUAUGUCCUUGCAAGAGCAGUUCUUCAAUUAUAUGCGACUCAAAAUGACUAUACUCUUAAAAAAUGUGCCCGAAAAGGAACAAGGAAGUCACAGUGUUUAAACUUUGAAACUUAUAUCAAGGAUUCAUUAAAUAGAUACAUUUUCCAAUCACAAAAAGAAACAAAUAUCAAAGAGCAAGGUGUACAAUUCAGUACGGAAAUGCACAUAACGCGUAUGAUGGAAUUAUGGAAUAUUUACUGUGACAAACUGAAGAUUGUAGAAAUUUAUACCGCCCUUCAAUCAGUGUUACAAGCAUCGGCAGAGUCCCUUCUUCUUCAAGACAGAUUAUGUUGGAUACAAGAACACGGCUUAGAAGCAACAAUUAUUCCGGUUACAAACAAACAAUUGUCUCCUCGAUCGUAUGCAAUUGUAUCUAGUAAAAAAUGAAAAGAUAUUGUAAAGUAAUAC
Molecule: messenger RNA, 1595 nt
Organism: Nomia melanderi (Alkali bee)
Lineage: Eukaryota; Metazoa; Arthropoda; Insecta; Hymenoptera; Halictidae
Product: methyltransferase-like protein 25B
Source: RefSeq, a predicted model, not a curated record